GACGACCGCCUAGGUUCCGCGCAAGCGCAGAAUCCGCACAGCGGAGGAUUGUGGGAUAGAAAGCUAUCGCCAGGGCAACAAGCAGAGUUUAGCGAGCGGAAAUCUGCGGCUAGCAGAACAGUAAGGUCGGGUAAUUAUCAGACAAACAUCUUUUACACCAAAAACCGUUUUAGUUUGUUGCCAUGAACGAAUCUGUCGCCAAAAAGACGCAAGAGACUCUGGGAAAAGUGAUCAAAAAGCCUCCACUGACAGAGAAACUGCUCAGCAAACCGCCGUUUCGAUACCUGCACGAUAUCUUCAGUGAGGUAAUACGUACCACAGGCUUUAUGAAAGGACUUUAUGGAGAAGCGGAGAUGAAGGCAGAUAAUGUGAAGGACAAAGACUCAAAAAUAGCAUUCCUUCAGAAGGCCAUUGAUGUGGUGAUGCUGGUUAGCGGAGAGCCGUUGGCCGCUAAACCUGCUCGAAUCGUAGCCGGACACGAACCAGAGAAGACCAACGAGCUGCUGCAGGUCAUUGCUAAGUGCUGUCUCAACAAGCUCUCCAGUGACGAGGCUGUUAGGCGGGUGUUAGCAGGAGACAAGCUGGAUCAGAAGGGGAAGCCCAGCACCUCCAGGUCCCAGGACAAGGAGAACAGAGAGGGCAGGGAGCGCCACCAAGACCGAGAGGAGAGGAAGGGCAUCAAGGAGAGCAGCGGGAGCCGAGAGCAGAAAGAUCCAGAUCAACCGAAAGAUCAAGAGAGCAAGAGGGAUGACAAGGACCGCCGGCGAGAUGCCGAGAGAUCUGACAAGGGACGCGAAAGAGACCGGACAAAAGACAGAGACAGAGACAAAGACAAAGAAAAGAGCCGGGAUCGGGAGAAAGACAAGACCAGAGAGAAGGAGCGUGAGAAGGAGAAGGACCGUAACAGGGACAAGGAGAGAGAACGAGAUAAAGAGAGGGAUAAGAAAAGGGAACGGGAACCUCACAAAGACAGAGACAGAGGCCGAGAACGAGACAAGGAGAGAGAUCGCGAGCGUGAGAAACGACGGGAGAGAGAAAAAGAUAAAGAACGACACCGAGAGACAGACGAGAAGCCAAAGGACAGAGGCGAUAGAAAGAUCAAGGCAGCAGAGGAGAUCAGCAAGCCAAAGCCUCCCCCAGAGGUUGUGAGUAAAACACAUGAAGCCGAAGCAGAUGAGGCUGAGGGCGGUGAACUGGAGCCUACAGAUCUUUCUGAAAUCCAGGCUGAGAGUCCUUCCCGGAUCCCAAGGCCCUCAUCAGCUAAAGGACAGCGGCGGUGGCCCAAAACAGGAGGUCAAGAUGAGACUGAGAGUGAAGGAGAAGGGGAAGCCCCUUCAGCAGAGAAACCAGUCCACAUUGAGAAUGGAGACACAGUGAAUUCUGUGCCACCUCAAACAACACACAGAAGACGAUUACCACGGCCUAGCAGUGCACGACCGGCAGCCCCCCGCGUCAAACGACAGGAGAGCUACGCUGAUGUGACCCCAGCAGAGAGGCUGGGCAGUGGCAAGACCCCUGCGACUGUUAUUUUGGAUGGCAAGAAGCUCUCUGAAGAUGAGGAUGAUGAAGAUGGGCAGUUUGUGGUGGAGGAGGCAGCUGCACCUCCUCCUGACAUACCUGAAAUUGAGCGUAAUUCACUUGACCUGCAAGGGAAUGACAAACACGGUGGACUUGUGAAAAAAAUCCUAGAGACAAAGAAAGACUAUGAAUCCUCCCCGGCCACAAAGUCAAAAGAACAGGAUCGGUCACUGGUGUCGGAGGUGUCUCGUAAGAAGGAACGUGAAUUGGUGGCGAAGGAGAUCGAGCGCCUGCGUUCGUCCAUACAAACAGUGUGUCGCAGCGCUCUGCCUCUGGGUAAGAUCAUGGACUACAUUCAGGAGGAUAUGGACUCCAUGCAGAACGAACUGCAGACGUGGCACAAAGAGAACAAGGAGAAUGCACAGGCUCUGCUACAGGAACAAAGAAUCACAGACAGCGUUGUGGAACCUCUGAAGGCUGAGCUCGCUGAACUAGAGCAGUUAAUCAAAGACCAGCAGGACAAGAUCUGUGCAGUCAAGUCCAGCAUCCUGAAGAACGAGGAGAAGAUCCAGAAGAUGGUAUCCAGCAUUAGCUUCUCCUCACAAACGUGAAUUCCAGCACAUCCCAAAAAAACCUGAAGCACUGAGCAACAGGGAGAGCUCCUGUCUAAUACACCUGAUGUCUUUGAGCAGCACUGGAGAGAGUUCAGAAGGUGCAGGUACAGUCAGGAGUCCCUCUCCUCAAACCCCCUUCAUGUAUGGUGCCUUCUGUAAGACCCAGGAUCUGUUUGCGCUGGUCCAUUGGGAUUCUCAAACACACUCAUACGUCUGCAGUAGAUUUGCACUCAUCACUUGCUUGAAAGAUAAAUGUGUGUGGUCACCAUACUGAUGUGUCCUGUAUUUUUUAAAUAGGACUUCAGUUGAUCUCCAUGUUCUCUUAGGAAGACAGAAUGACUGGUUCAUUUUAUUUUAUUUUUAUUUAGCUUUUUUUCAUUCAGACUGACAGGUGUUUUUGUCUCACGAGAGAACAUUGGCAAUAUAUCACAUAUGUGAAUAUAUAAUUAUUUAUAUAUGUAUAUGUGUGCAUUGAAAACUAUAGAAGCUUGUUUCUACCAUUUUUUUAAAUUUCUGAGAUUAAAUAAUAAAAAGUUAAUUACGACUUUUUAUCUCGCAGUUUGGACUUUUUUGAUGAAAUUCUGAAAAGGAAAGUCAGAAUGUGAGACAUAAACUUGCAGUUGCAUGAAAAAAGCCAGAAUUGUGAGAGAAAGUUGUGAUUUUCUUUUUUAUUUAGUGCAAAAAGAAAAAAAACAGUUGCGAGAUGUAAAUUUCGAAUUCAGAUAAAAAGACAGAAUUGCGAAAUGUAAACUUGUAAUAGCGAGAAAGAGUUUGUCUUGCAUUUCUCAGAAUUGUGAGAAAAAAAGUCAGUUACCUUUUUAUUUGUUUAUGCUGUGGCAGAAACAAGCUAUCACAGAAAUAUAAUAUGACAUGUAUGUAUGUAUAUGAUAUAUAAAUAUAUUUUAAUGUAAUUUUCUAAAGCUGUUAGAAAGCAAUAGAAUUUUACAGAUGAGCAUUAGAAUUGCCAAAAAUUGGAGAAACACACGCACCUCUGCACUUUGAUAAAUGAGACUGUAAUACAGCACAUCAUUUACCUGUACGCAUCAAAAACCUCUAUUAGCUAAAUAUAUGUUCAACGAAACAAGAUUAGAUUGCAUAAGUGUCUUUUAAGUCAAUUUAUUGGAUAAAUCAAGAAAUGUACCUUGAUCAACUGUAUAUGUGUAUGUUUCAAAUUAAUAUCAAUAAUGAAAAAGUUCAACUGAUAUUUCAUCUGAGAAAACAUGACUGAAAAACUUUCCAAGACACUUUUUUUUCUACUGCAAACUGAGAUCCAUGAAGCAAUUUAAAAGUUUUUAUUUUGGAAAGGUUAUGACGUGAAAAACUGUGUUACAUGAAGCAAUAACAGUCCAAUCUGAUCCACUGGUCGAGCACAACAUGUAGAAAAUCUUCAGCGUGUAUACCUAGUCACACUUUAUGGAUACUGUGGUACUGUACCAGUGUCUAGAUUAAUUUUACAACUAAACCACACAGCAUGAAUGUCAGUAGAAUCAGACUUCAAUAUACAGAUUAUAUACUACAUCAGUAUUAUCAGCUGUGCACCAUGACACAAAAUAGUUUGCUAGUUAUUUUAAGUAAAAUCAACUUCUUCAAUGUCAAUGAAAUAUAUUGGCGUUUCCAUUUACUUCGUAAAAGAGACGACCAUUUACACUGUAAACGAUUUUUACCAUAUCCAUACUUUUUGCUGUACAUUUUGUGUAUAUGUUGUUUGUAUCUUAGUUCACAGAUGAAUAUUAAUUUUGUAGUGAAGUCUAAUAAACAGUUACAUUUCUGUUAAAA
Molecule: messenger RNA, 3908 nt
Organism: Cyprinus carpio (common carp)
Lineage: Eukaryota; Metazoa; Chordata; Actinopteri; Cypriniformes; Cyprinidae
Gene: ift54
Product: TNF receptor-associated factor 3 interacting protein 1
Exons: 17
Coding region: 183-2129 (648 amino acids)
Biological process (GO): regulation of microtubule cytoskeleton organization; intraciliary transport; cilium assembly
Cellular component (GO): intraciliary transport particle B; ciliary basal body; centrosome
Molecular function (GO): microtubule binding
Source: RefSeq, a predicted model, not a curated record